AUGUCAGUACGCCCAUAUUUGUUAGAUUUAUUUAAUUUGGCACCAAAAAGACCUAAUUGGGAUCUUAAACGUGAUGUUGAGCAGAAAUUAACAAAACUUGAGAAAAAAACUCAAGCUAGUAUUGCACAACUUAUAAGAAUGAGACUUCAAGGUGAAUCACAAGGAGAGAGCAAUGCAAAUGAUCUUCCAGUAAAUUUAGUUGAUGCAGUGAAAGCACAACAAAUAGCAGAUUCUGGAAAACAUGAUUUAGAAUGA
Messenger RNA from Entrophospora candida, 255 nucleotides. Lineage: Eukaryota; Fungi; Glomeromycota; Glomeromycetes; Entrophosporales; Entrophosporaceae. The record is from the annotation of a GenBank genome assembly.